Messenger RNA from Phycomyces blakesleeanus NRRL 1555(-), 369 nucleotides. RefSeq lists its product as hypothetical. The transcript has 3 exons. The record is from RefSeq and is a predicted model, not a curated record. Bases 1 to 369 code for a protein of 122 amino acids. NCBI's taxonomy places the organism in Eukaryota, Fungi, Mucoromycota, Mucoromycetes, Mucorales, Phycomycetaceae.
AUGGGCUUCUUCCCUGUUUUCGACGCUCCCCCGCCUGGGUCUCAGUUUGGAAUCCAUCAUCCUCAACCCAGUCCUUAUCCUGGUGCUCCACCUCAACCUGGUCCAAUUGAUGUGUUUACUGUUGGUUGCGAUGGAAGCCCAUUUGUUCCUCCUGGUCAUGGCGGAGGCGGCGGAGGUGGUGGUGGUGGACCUGGUCCUCGUCCUGAUUCUCCACCUUCUUCGCGUGGUGGGUUGUCUAUGUCUGUCUCAUCUGGUAAAUCCAGUAAAUCUGGCGGUGGCGGCGGAGGUGGUGGUGGCGGAGGAGGCGGAGGAGGCGGAUCAAAGAAGAAGAAAAAUCUACAAUUUUUUGCUUGGUUGAUGAUAGGAUAG